AUGCCGCAAUUUAUGAAGCCCAAGCCGGUGGCACCAAAGCCCGUAGCCAAGAACAGCGCCCAAUCGUGCAGCGAACAGCAACAGCCGAAGAAUCCAGCCAACACCGCACAGGCACCCAAAACUGGCGCCAAGGGAAAAAUAAACAGCGGUGGAGUAAAGCUCGCUUCACGCAAGAAGACGUGGACGGCUCCCGUCAAAGAUCAAGCCGUCGUUGCGGACAACAAGCAGCUCGCCGCUGGCGCUGCAACCGACCACAAGAUUUGUGAUGACUGCAAGAUGGACUACCCGGGAGACUGUCCCGUCCAUGGACCCCUAACGCAAGUGAAGGACACUCCGGUUCCUCUGGGUGACCCCCAGCGCGCAAAUAAGACCGUGCCCGAGGGGUUGUCUGUGCGCCGUUCAACCGUCAAAGGCGCUCAGUACGGCGUGUUCACCUUGAAGCGGCUGCCCAAGAGGCUGUGCUUUGGACCGUACGAGGGCGUCAAGGUGGACAGCAGCGCAGCAAACGGCUACACCUGGCAGGUGCGUAUCCGCCAGAACGGCCGAGCGUUCCUGGUGGACGGCCGGCCCCUGGACCGUUCCAACUGGAUGCGCUACGUUAACUGUGCUCCGGAGCGCAGUCAGCAGAACCUGGCGGCGUUUGUGCGCCAGGGAGCCGUGUACUACCGCACGUGCAAAGUGGUGAACGCCGCAGAGGAGCUGUUCGUCUGGUACGGUGACGAUUUCGCCAAGCAGCUGGGUCUCAUCGGCAACGUAGGGGCACAAGACCAAGCGGCCGAGGUGGACGGCACUGCUGCACCUGAGGUCUUCUUCCUGCACAAUGUCGGGAGGCACGAAAUGACGCACACGGGCGAGCGGCCAUUCGUGUGCCCCGUCUGCGACAGAGGAUUCAACCGGCGCGGGAACCUGGGCGGGCACCUGCGAGUCCACACGAAGGAGAGGCCGUACGAGUGCAGAGAGUGCGGCCAGCGAUUUAGCGAUGCGUCAAACAUGGCGACCCACCGGAGGGUGCAGCACUCGGGCGACAGCGCUCGACGGCACGCGUGCCCCGAGUGCGGUAAAAGGUUCACGCAGAGGUUUGACCUCAAGAGACACCUGGUGACCCACACGGGCGAGAAGCCGCACGCCUGCUCGGAGUGCGGAAAGAGAUUCGCACUGCGCUACGUUGCCAAACGACACGAGCAGGUCGUCCACGGCCGCCAUUACCCGCUUCACUGCCCGCACUGUGGCAAGGGGCUUCAGAACAUAACAAAACUGAGAAGCCACGUGCGCGCUCGUCACAACGACGAAUGCGAAGACGACCAGUAG
Molecule: messenger RNA, 1308 nt
Organism: Dermacentor silvarum
Lineage: Eukaryota; Metazoa; Arthropoda; Arachnida; Ixodida; Ixodidae
Product: histone-lysine N-methyltransferase PRDM9-like
Exons: 8
Coding region: 1-1308 (435 amino acids)
Cellular component (GO): nucleus
Molecular function (GO): protein binding
Source: RefSeq, a predicted model, not a curated record